AUGUGUAACCUCCACGACGUAUCGUGGGGUACCAAAGGUGAUAACGGUGCUUCCAAGGACUUGGGACAGGCCAAAAAGGUGGAGAAGGACGGAAAGGAGAUGCUGGAAGUGGCGCUGCCGACAAAGCAAGAGGACGUAGAGGCGCUUUGGCAGCAGGCGAGGCAAGAGCUGAGGGUGCCUGUCAAGGAGAAGGAGGAGAAGAGGAGCGCAGAGACCAAACAGGCGGACGACGACCGCAAUUUCCGUACCAACGUUGUUCUCUUGUUCAUCGGCUGCAACUUGCUCGUCAUCUUGCUAUUCACCUCGUCGACCUUUACAGACUGGGUAAACUCUCACUUUGUCGAAGCCACCGACACGACAUUCAACCCUUACUUGACCGUCAUCUUCUACGCUGUUUUGGGACUGUCAGCCCUACGAUUUGUUGGCUGUGUUUUAUACCUCAUUUUCCGUAUCUGUGGGUUCUAG
Messenger RNA from Cryptococcus amylolentus CBS 6039, 465 nucleotides. RefSeq lists its product as hypothetical. NCBI's taxonomy places the organism in Eukaryota, Fungi, Basidiomycota, Tremellomycetes, Tremellales, Cryptococcaceae. Bases 1 to 465 code for a protein of 154 amino acids. Gene Ontology annotation, cellular component: cell septum; cell periphery. Gene Ontology annotation, molecular function: chitin synthase activity. The record is from RefSeq and is a predicted model, not a curated record. The transcript is spliced from 3 exons.